ACCCAUAUGGGUCCCAUGGGCCCACUAUAUAUCACUAUUCGCCCAACGCCCGUUCGGUAAUCGUCGUCGAGUUUUCAGUGUUGGAGUGAGUCGCGUUUGUACCUCGUGAGUAUGGAGAACCACGACAUUUGUAAAAUCAUCGUUCUGGAGUCGAGCAAAGGCCGCCAGAUCCAGGCCAAGCAACAGGGUAAUUUUCUGGAUAGACUCUCGCGCCACAAAAAGUCAGUGUCGAUUAGAAAGUGUCUUUUUGGGCAAGCCGAUCCCGAGGACACCAGGAGGCUGCUGGAUGAUCAGUACCAGUUGGAUCAGAAGCGAUUUCUCAGCAAGUUUGGCUUUGACGUGGAGACCAUCGAGUAUUUGGAGAGGAGCAAGAAUGAUGAGAGCGUCAAUAGGGAGAACGACAGAAAUGGGCAGAAUCGGGAAGCGAAAGUGUUGAGUGGAAAGGCGAACAGCUUGAGCAGGAAAAUCCUGAAAGCCCGAAGGAAAGUGAUGUUUAGUAAGGACCAAGCGGGGCAAAGUCAGCAAUUUAUUACUGAUUUCUACUACUCAAAGAAGGGUAGCGCUUUGGAGAAGAAGUUUGGCACCUUGCAGCAACCGAACAACGCGCAAUGUUCCAAAGAGAAUUGUUAGACAAAUUUCUCACAAUUCAUCCAUUCAUUGAUUAUGUAAGACUGUAUAUAACUAAAUUAUUUCAUACGGCCCAAAGCCAAAGUACAGUUGCCUAUUGUACAUUGGAACUUAUUAGCUAGUUUAGUUUUACAGGCUCUGAGAAAAAAACCGCUUUGUUAUAGAAAAAACAGCCUUGUUAUUUUCCCUUUCUGUUGAUUUAUGUGCAUUUUAUUCCGUAGAACUGUUAAAACAUCAUCUGUAUGCAACAAGUUGUUUUUCGUGUCUUUCAAUAUAAAACUUUUUUAGUAGACAAAAUAGUCCAAAUUUGCGGUGUUUAUGAAUUUUGUACUUUGUUAAACCUGUAUUUUUAGGUAUUUAUUGUUUCUUGCUGCUUAAUGUAUACGCUGUACUGAACAAACCUAUUGUUGAAUCUGAUAUCUCUGCUAGCAAUAGAUUCUAGUCUGUUAUUGUAUAUAACGUGUAUAUAAUAUAGCUUUUGUACAACUAGACCUAUAAAGGAAAAUUGCAAAUAUAUUUUAUUUUUUGGAACGAA
Molecule: messenger RNA, 1162 nt
Organism: Dendroctonus ponderosae (mountain pine beetle)
Lineage: Eukaryota; Metazoa; Arthropoda; Insecta; Coleoptera; Curculionidae
Exons: 2
Coding region: 112-630 (172 amino acids)
Source: RefSeq, a predicted model, not a curated record